AAUAUAUAAUUAAUAAUGUUGACUAUUCAAUAUGAAAGGGUUCGAUAUAAGACAAGUAAAAAUAUAAUUAUAUAUUCUACCAAUACUAUACAAUUAUUGUAAGAUUUAAUCUUGCUGUCACUCCAAAAAUGUUCAAACAUGUUAGGAGGUUUUUAUUUUGAAAAUUUUGACCGGAAGUAUUUGAGUUGUAUUAUUGCUAGCAUAACUGGUCGCUCAAACACAAUCAGUUUGUUUGGUUGCAAAUGAAACGAAAUUGUGUACUAAAUGGGAAGAUAUAAAUGUGCCUACAACUGUGAAAGCUCCAGCGAGUCAGAUGUGAAGUAUUUUAAGUUUCCCCUGUAUAAUCCCCGAAAGCUCAAGAAAUGGCUUAUGAACAUGAAGUGGAAGGACUGGACCCCGUCUCGCUUCUCCGUGCUGUGCAUCGAUCAUUUCGAGGAGCAGUUCAUUGACAGAACAGGCAAAUGUGUGAAACUACGAGAAGAUGCCGUUCCCACCAUAUUUUCAUCCCCUGGCAAAGCACAGAAAAGAAAGGCUUCCAUCAACCGAAGAAGUAAGAGAUUAAAGCCACCUGCAGGUGUUAAAGCCUCACAGACGAGUCCAGCUCAGUCUCCAACGACAGCUCAAGCCACGGCAAGGAGAAGAGUCCAGAACAAAGAGCCCAGCCAGACAGAAGAAGAGCCUGCUGGAGAGAAAGACCCAAAACAGUCAAAUGACAAAUGGAGGAUUAUAGUCGAUGAAGGGCUGAUGAAGAUAGAGUCGUUUCCACAUUUCUUCCAUGGAGAUUACUGCACACCACGGGAUAUUCAGUGGGCUCCAGAUGAUGAUUUGAGUACAGACUGUGAAGAUCCUGAAAAGGUGAUAGAGGUGAAAGAGCCGUGGCAGUGGCUCGGUCUGGAUGUCAGAGGGCCGCUGCCCCAAACACUCAGUGCACACAAAUACAUCCUGACUGUGACGGACUACUACUCCAAGUGGGUGGAGGCUGUGCCUAUGCAGUCGUGCCUCCCUGCAGAUGUGGCGAAGCAGAUCGUGGACAUCAUCGCCCACUUUGGAUACCCGCUCAGAAUCCUCUCCAGACUGCCUCAUGACAUCGUCCACAAAAUCAACCGAGAACUGAAAGAUCUGCUGAAGAUCACCGUCGCUCUUGUUGUUUAUCAUCAGCAGACGGGCACCAUGGAUUUGAUCACACAGCAGCUGAUCGACAGGAUGGUAGGUGAUCUAGCAGAGGAGCAUGCAGCUGACUGGGAUGUCUACCUGCCUGCCAAGGUUUUCAGUCUGUGUUUCAAAGAGCAUUCAAAGACUAAGGAGAGACCCUUCUCAGUGCUCUGCUGUAGGGGACUGGAGCCUGUUCAGUCUCCAAGAGGACUAGAUUAUGCUUAUUCCAAGAUCCGAGAAAGCGCUUUCGUGGUUAGAUAGAUGAAGUUCAUUUGGUCAAUUGAUGUGGAAAUCAAACUGGUCUUGUUUUUAUUAAUAAACCAAGGAGGAAGAGUAUUUUUUGGUCAUGGUAAAGGGCUGGAAUUCUUCAGAACUUCAUGGCCACAGCGGAAACAUGAUAACCCUGAUAAUUUGACCAGGAUGAGGACUUUGUCGACAGGUAUGGCAAAUACCUGCAAAUUCUUACAGCAUCCUCCGCUCUCCUCAAUGACUCAAUGUCAUUUUCAACCCGUUCAAUCUAACAUAAUUUUUGGUUUUGACCCGGUUUUGUCCGUCAGCUCAGUAGAAAGCCAUUUUCAUGCUUGUAUAUUAUUUUUCGAUAUAUUCAGAAUUUAACAUUGUACUACAAUGAAUUGUCUUAAAAAUGCUAUAAAAAUGUAGCAGAAUGACUUUCGUUAUUUAUGUUUUACAUCAGGAUUAGUUUGUACCUGAUUGUUGUUGUUUCAUCUGUAUAAAAUGUAAAAAUGUAAAUAAACUUGCUUUAAAUAAGAA
Molecule: messenger RNA, 1923 nt
Organism: Sebastes umbrosus (honeycomb rockfish)
Lineage: Eukaryota; Metazoa; Chordata; Actinopteri; Perciformes; Sebastidae
Exons: 12
Coding region: 265-1413 (382 amino acids)
Biological process (GO): DNA integration
Molecular function (GO): sequence-specific DNA binding
Source: RefSeq, a predicted model, not a curated record